AUGUCUGAUGGUAUUGAUUGGUUACACAGCCACAGAGGCGUUUGCAAGGUAGAUCUCUACACUCCCCGAGGAAAACAGGAUCAGGAUCGAAAAGUGAUAUGCUUUGUCGAUGUGUCCACCCUGAACGUGGAAAAUAAAAAUUCUAAGGAUGCUGGUUGUUCUAGUUCAGACAGUGACUUAAACCUAGAGAAUCUGGAGGAAAAAGAAAUUAUCGUGAUCAAGGACACCGAAAAACAAGACCAGUCUAAGAUGGAGGGAUCUGUAUGUCUUUUCAAACAAACUCCCUCUGACCCCAUAAGUGUACUCAGUUGGCUUCUCAACGACCUUCAAAAGUAUGCCUUGGGUUUCCAGCAUGCAUUAAGCCCCUCAGCCUCUAGCUGUAAACAUAAAAUAGGAGAAACUAGUGAGUUUCAAAAAUUUGGGAACUGCUAUAGUGUCUAUGCUGAUCAACUGAAUAUGGACUAUGCGACCGACGGAUCUCACAACCUACACCUAGAAGUGACAGCAGCUAAAAACACCAACAAUAAUCAGAGCCCAUCCACUCCUCCAGCCAAAUCUCCUAGCUCCCCAAGGGCAGUCAUUUCACCUGAUGGAGAAUGUUCCAUGGAUGACCUUUCCUUUUACGUGAACCGCCUCUCUUCUCUGGUUAUCCAGAUGGCACGGAAGGAAAUCAAAGAAAAAUUGGAAGGUGGAAGCAAAUGCCUUCACCAUUCAAUCUAUCCGCCCUCUGGGGAAAAGGGGAAAAAUAGCCCCCGUACUGCUGUGAGUAAGAUUGCUUCUGAAAUGGUCCAUGAUGCUGUAGAGGUAACCUCUGCAGAAAUGCGAGGCAAUGGUGAGGAGUGUAGAGAUAGUGGCCGAAAGACCUUUCUGUAUAGUGAACUGUCCAACAAGAACAAGGGUGGUGAAAAACAGAUGUGCCAAAAAGAUAGUAAGGAAUUUGCAGAUUCCAUAAGCAAAGGGCUUAUGGUUUAUGCAAAUCAGGUGGCAUCUGACAUGAUGGUCUCUGUUAUGAAGACCUUGAAAGUCCAUAGUUCUGGGAAACCAAUUCCAGCCUGUGUGGUCCUGAAGAGGGUGCUGUUAAAACAUACCAAGGACAUUGUGUCUGAUUUGAUUGAUUCUUGCAUGAAGAACUUGCAUAAUAUCACUGGUGUCCUGAUGACCGACUCAGAUUUUGUGUCAGCUGUCAAGAGGAAUCUGUUCAAUCAUGGGAAACAAAAUGCCGCAGGGAUCAUGGAAGCGAUGCUGAAACGUCUGGUCUGUGCUCUUCUUGGAGAGAGGAGGGAAACGAAAUCACAGAGUUUGUCGUAUGCAUCACUGAAAACUGGCUCCCAUGAUCCCAAGUGCAAGAACCAAAGUCUUGAAAUUUCAGCCAUGAAGGCUGAAAUGAAAGGGAAGGACAAAGGCAAAACAAAACCAGAUCAAUGCAAAUCAUUAACUAGUGCUGAGCGGGUCGGUGAACACAUCCUCAAGGAAAGCCUGACAAUGUGGAAUCAAAAGCAAGGGAACUCUAGCAAGGCUGCUGGUAAAGCAUGCACCAAUAAAGAAGAAAAAAGAGAAAAAAUCAACUCUUCCACCGAUUCUCUGGCAAAAGAUUUGAUUGUCUCCGCCCUUAUGCUGAUCCAGUACCAUCUGACACAACAGGCCAAAGGCAAAGAUGCAUGUGAAGAAGAAUGCUCUAGCUCUUCCAUGAGCUAUAUGUCUCAAGGCGCCCAAUAUGAAAAGUCUGGAAAUGGCCAAAAUGCCAAGACUCUUUCAACGAAACAUCUAGAAUCUCGUGGAACUCCUGGACCAUCUACCUCUACCAAGGAUACACAACAGAUUGACUCCCAGAAGCUGGAUAUGCCAAACAUCGUUCUAACACUGAUUCAGAAACUGCUCAGCGAGAGCCCCUUCGGCAGCGAUGAGAUAUGUGAAGGUGAAAACAAACGUUCUGAGACCAAAGCAAACAAAGCAACUUCCAUGACCAAGAGGCCCGAAAAAAUGGAAGAACAGUGCCAGGACAAUCAAGAAAUGGAUUUUAUCACUGGGAUGAAGCAAGUGAAUCGACAAUUUGUAGAUCAACUCGUAGAAUCUGUGAUGAAACUGUGCCUUAUCAUGGCUAAGUACAGCAGUAACGGGGCAGCCCUUGCCGAGCUAGAAGAACAAGCUUUGGGAAACACCAAUUUCCAAGCCAGUAGUAGCUCUAAAUGCAAUAACGAGGGUGCAGUGUCACAGAAUUCUCCAGAUUCUCCUGGACUAGAAGUUAUUGUCAAUAAUCAGUGCUCAACCAGUAACUUGCAGAAGCAGCUCCAGGCUGUCCUUCAGUGGAUUGCGGCCUCCCAGUUUAACGUGCCCAUGCUCUACUUCAUGGGAGACGAUGACGGACAACUGGAGAAGCUUCCGGAGGUUUCAGCUAAGGCAGCGGAGAAGGGAUACAGUGUAGGAGAUCUCCUUCAAGAAGUCAUGAAGUUUGCCAAGGAACGCCAGCUGGAUGAAGCUGUGGGAAACAUGGCGAGGAAGCAACUGUUAGACUGGCUGCUCACUAACCUGUGA
Condylura cristata (star-nosed mole) is the source of this 2532-nucleotide messenger RNA. RefSeq names its product A kinase (PRKA) anchor protein 4 (gene AKAP4). The coding region runs from base 1 to 2532 and encodes 843 amino acids. Gene Ontology annotation, biological process: intracellular protein localization. Gene Ontology annotation, molecular function: protein kinase A binding. Lineage: Eukaryota; Metazoa; Chordata; Mammalia; Eulipotyphla; Talpidae. The record is from RefSeq and is a predicted model, not a curated record. Gene Ontology annotation, cellular component: sperm fibrous sheath; cytoplasm; sperm principal piece. The transcript has 5 exons.